This is a messenger RNA of Babesia sp. Xinjiang, 714 nucleotides long. RefSeq names its product Serine/arginine-rich splicing factor 1B (gene srsf1b). The coding region runs from base 1 to 714 and encodes 237 amino acids. NCBI's taxonomy places the organism in Eukaryota, Apicomplexa, Aconoidasida, Piroplasmida, Babesiidae. The transcript is spliced from 3 exons. Gene Ontology annotation, cellular component: cytoplasm; ribonucleoprotein complex; nucleus. Gene Ontology annotation, molecular function: mRNA binding. The record is from RefSeq and is a predicted model, not a curated record.
AUGAGCGGCCACGAGGAUUCCGCACGGGUCUACAUCGGCAACUUGCCAGAGUCGUGUAGCCAAAAGGAUCUCGAAGCUGAAUUCGAGAAAUUUGGCAAAGUAGUGAGUUGCGAAUUAAAGAAAAAUGUAGGAGGUACUGCAUUUGCAUUCCUCGAGUUUGAGGAUCCGCGCGACGCGCAUGACGCUAUUAAGGAACGCGACGGAAGCGAGUUCCUUGGGCGCCGCCUACGCGUGGAAACGCCUUUCAGUACCAAAGAUGAUCACCGUUCUAACCGUAGGCGUGGUCCUGGUCCACCCCGUCGUGGGAGGUAUCUCGUAGAGGUCACAGGGCUCCCGCCAACUGGGAGCUGGCAAGAUCUCAAGGACCACAUGAGAGAGGCUGGGGAAUGCGCCCACGCUGAUGUGUUCCGCGGUGGAGUUGGGGAGGUUUCCUUCUAUUCACGCAGCGACAUGGAAUACGCCAUUGACAAGUUCGAUGGAUCGACGUUUAAGUCACACGAGGGGGAAAAGUCGAAGAUUCGCGUGCGCGAAUGGCGUGCAAACUACCGAAGCCGCAGCAGAAGCAGUUCAUACCGUAGACACAGACGGUCUCAUGGUAGGGAGCGUGAGAGGAGCCGACGCAGCCCGCACAGUCGGGGGCGAAGUGCUGAUCGCAGCCGCGAGAGGGAACAUAGACACCGCUCACGUUCUGACUCAUAUGGUCGCCGCAGAUAA